CCUUCGCAAUGUCGUCGCCCUACUUUUGUGAACUGUGUCUUCCCUCUAGCCCUUUUUACAUAGCCAUUCUGUUGGGUGCCAUUAGCCCACACGUCGAAUUCCUUUUUUUUGGUUAAUAAUACAGAGCGUCACCCAUCAAUCAUCACACAAUGUCUGAGACCGAAGCCAAGCCAGCGCCUUAUGCAGAGAGUGCUACCGAGAGUUCCGUCUCACCAUCUCCCUCACCUCACCGGCGACGACGUGGCCGAAAGGGAAAGUCUCAGCAGAGUUCUGUGCAACAGAUGCAAGACCCAAACCAGGCCUGGCAGCAGCAGCAGAUGCAAAUGCAACAACAGCAACAGAUGAUGCAGCAGCAACAACAACCACAAGACGAUGGAAAAAGUGAUACACUGAAAUUGCGACUUGAUCUGAAUAUUGAAGUCGAAGUUACGCUCAAGGCUCGCCUGCAUGGAGACUUGACACUUUCCCUUCUGUGAGCCUUCUUUGCCCUCUUACCCUCUUGCACCACGUUGGGUGUUAUGUACUAACCACUCAAACAGGGACACUUAAAUCAAUACUUAAUCACGACAUCUCGUUAUACGAGCUGGACUCAGUUACCCUGGGUUACAUUUUGGCUUUCCUAUCAUG
This is a messenger RNA of Xylaria bambusicola, 627 nucleotides long. RefSeq lists its product as uncharacterized. NCBI's taxonomy places the organism in Eukaryota, Fungi, Ascomycota, Sordariomycetes, Xylariales, Xylariaceae. The transcript has a single exon. The record is from RefSeq and is a predicted model, not a curated record. Bases 150 to 476 code for a protein of 108 amino acids.